Molecule: messenger RNA, 705 nt
Organism: Funneliformis geosporum
Lineage: Eukaryota; Fungi; Glomeromycota; Glomeromycetes; Glomerales; Glomeraceae
Source: the annotation of a GenBank genome assembly
AUGCAAACAACUACUUUCGAUCCAAACUUUUCGAUAUUUGAUAAAAAAUUCGUUAUCCCAAAUGAAUAUUCCCGCUCUUUUGAUAUGAAACCAUUAGAAGGUGAUCAAUACUGGCCUAAACAACAUAAAUCUCUCAAUAAGCUGAAAACAAUUAUCUCAAAGACAUUUAAAUCUCUUAAGCGCAAAGUAUUCCGCAAGCCAAAAGAAAUCGCUGUGAUCAAAGAAACCAUGGUUUCUGAAAUUACAUCAUUCUCAACUGAUGAAGAUAUAAUUGAAAUUGAUGAAAUUGAUGAUAUUAUUGAUAUUUAUUCCUCAUUUCCAAGAUCGCUUCCGGAUAAAGAUGAAACUAUCUCGACUAAUAUCGAUGUAACUUCCUUCUCACCUACAUUUACUUUAACCGAAAAUUAUAUCAAAGAUUACAUCGAAAGUGAUUCUUCGAAAUGUAAUCCAAUAGAAAUAGAACCAAUUCUUUGUAUUCCUUAUGAAGAUACAAAAAGGACUUCUAUUAAGAUAAAUGUGCCGCGUAACAUUUCUUAUUAUGAAUUAGAAACUUUAAUCGAACAAAUAAUUGUUUAUCAUUUGAGACAAGAUCCCGUUUCUAUUCAAAUCGAUAAUUUUUAUGGUGAUUCUAUCGACAAACACGAUGAAAGGAUAAAUGAUAUUGAUUUUUUAAAUUAUAUUAUUAACAUAUCAACUUUAAAUUAG